AUCAAAAACCAAGCCAACGUUGGUGGCGGCUUGUUGUGUAUCUAUUAAUUAAUUUGAUUUUUUACUAAAUAAUUAUUUUUAGUACCUUCUUUUCAGGAAGGAUGUAUCGAAUUGCUGGUAUGGCAGAAUUCGAAGUGGAAAAAAAGCGAUCUAGAAAUUCGUGGCAACAUAAAUUGUACAAAUUUUGUUAUAAUGAUGAUACGGGAGCAUUUCUUGGACGAACCCCUCAAAGUUGGUGUAAAAUCCUUCUCUUCUACUUCAUAUUCUAUGCAGUUCUGAUAGCCCUGUUUGCCAUCUGCAUGGUGACCUUCCUGCAGCAUUACAUAAACCCUCGCGUGCCACGUCUGCAGCAAGACUACAGCCUCAUCGGCACCAGCCCUGGGCUCGGGUUCAGGCCACUGCCCCCGGAUGUGAGGAGCACCCUGAUUUAUUACAAGGGCUCAGAUUAUGAAAACUACAAGUACUGGGAAAAUGAAUUGAUUGAUUUUCUUUCUGUGUAUAAGAAGAAGGGACAGACGGCGGGCGCUGGCCAGAACAUCUUCGACUGCGACUUCAACAAACUGCCGCCGCCCGGGAAGGUCUGCGACGUGGACGUCAGGGAGUGGGAGCCCUGCAUACAGGAGAACCAUUUCUCCUUCCACAAGUCUUCCCCGUGUAUCUUCUUGAAGCUUAACAGAAUUUACGGCUGGCGGCCGGAGUUCUACAACGAGACGGACUCCCUGCCCGCAGACAUGCCCCACGAGCUGCAGGUCCACGUGAGGAACAUCAGCUCCAGCCUCUACAGGAACUAUGUGUGGGUCCAGUGCUACGGGGAAACCCCAGCGGACAAGGAGAACAUAGGCCCCAUCAGAUACCUGCCUGGCCCGGGGUUUCCGGGGUACUUCUACCCGUACGAGAACGCCGAGGGGUACCUCAGCCCUCUUGUGGCGGUCCACCUGCGGAGGCCUAAGACUGGAAUAGUGAUUAACAUAGAAUGCCGCGCCUGGGCGCGCAACAUCAAGUACGACAGGAGAGAGAAACAGGGAGUCGUGCAUUUUGAGCUCAUGAUCGAAUAAUGUAUGUAUUUAUACAUUUUGCUUGUACACCUUGAAGAUAUCAUAGACCAAUUUAGUACUGUAUAUGAAAUUUUCGCGUCGAACCACCGAAAUUUAAUUAAUAAGACUGCUUGUGUAGUUUGCAGCAAGCAAUAUUGAAUUUGGAAAUAUAUUUUUUAACAUUUGCUUUAUCGUAGUAGCUUACAAAGAGUAGAAAACGGUUUUUUAACGAACUAAAUUUUUUUGCCAUUCUGUUAUCACAUCUAAAGCCGCGGAUACACUACGGAACAUUUGACGCGCAACAUAUCGCCCUCUCUCACUCAUUUCCAUUAACUUGUGUGAAAUAGCACAUCGUCGAUCACGCUCAUGUAAAUCGCAGUGAAAAGGAAAGAACGAUAACGUUGCACGUCAAAACUAAAUAUUCCCAAAUGUAUUCCUGGUUUAAUUGGCAAGAAUGGUUGAUAACCAACCAGUGUUGCCGGCCAAGAAAAAACUGCGCUUUCAUUUUUAUAUUAAGAUUCAUUUUUAGAUUUCUAUUAAGACCAACUGUAUAUUAUAUACAGGUCGUUUAUUUUAAAUAUAUAUAUAUAUUAUCCGGUAUUAUCCGGUAGAAGUUAAGAAUCUGGCACUUGUAGAAUUUAUGAAUUUCAAUAAUGAAUCUCGAAUAAUUUUUUGAUGCAUUUUAUAUCUUUAUGAAGACUUGAACGCAUUUCCAUUAUGCUAAGCUAAUUCUAUUUCGUCACACGUCCGAGCCAUUUGUAGUAAGUAGGUUUUGGAAGCUAGAAAUAUUAUUUUGAGCGUCAGGAUUGUAGACGAUAAUCUAAUUGUUUUGGUCAGGGUAGUUGCCUGUGUAUAAAAUAAAAUAAAAUUUACAAAUACAUUCACAUAUUGCAAAGUUUCGACGGCGACUUUUAAGGUAACGAUAAUCAAAUGUCACUUUAAUCGACCAGUUUCAUGUAUAGUACCUACAUUACAUUUAGUAUUUUUUUUUUGUUCUCAUUAUAGUAUAAUUAAAACGCUUUUUGACAGCAACGUUUGUGACGUCACUUGUGCCCACUGUCAUACUAACCCCAUAAUAUUUAUUUUUUGUUUUUGACACCAUGUAAAAAAGUAACUGUAUUGACUUUAUGGCAAUUACCCUAUUGGACAGUCUUAAUCAAAAAAACGUUGCCAAACAUAUUUCUAGUUCCCAUUUUAUUUUUUUUAUACAAAGUCUUAUUAUGUUAUUAAGAAUAUCCAAUGCAAUGUGUAGUUUGAGUGUUAUAAUUAUGGAAAUUGUAUUUUUAUUAGUCUUAUACUUUUUAUAUAACAUAUUUUUUAGUUUAUUGUAAUUAUUUUAUUGUAAUGUACAUUUUUUAAAACGGGCAGGCUUGAGAAUACAAAAAAUUCAGCUUUUUGUUUUUAAACUUUAAAAAUGCACGAAAUUUUUCUUUUCGCAUUUGUGAGAAAAAAAUAAAUAAAAUUAACUUGAUAUUAUUUACAUAUUACGUAAAACGAUAAUAAGAAUUUUGCUGUUGAUUCCAAAAUGAAAAUCGUUUUUUUAUUUGUCUAUUUUCACAUUUAUUUAGGUACUUACUUGAUUAUAAAAUAUUACUUAUUUGAAUUUAUCACUAUUUUUAUAUUAAUGGAAUUUUUUAUAUAUACAUAUAAUAAUUUUUACACUUUUCUUUUUUACGAUAAAUAUAACUGAUAAUUAUGAUUAUAAGACUUCGGUCUAAAAACUUGUACCGUCCAUAUUUAACAUAUAUCUAAGACUGAUAUUUUUGUAAGAAAUAAAAUCAUGUCGUGCUUAUUAUAACCUCAUAUAAUAUUAUAACUGUCUAUAGUUUUGUGUGGCAGCUAUCUAUAAAAUUGGUUACAGCAAUGUAAUUAUUAUUGUAACAGAUACAUACUUGUGUACUAUGUUCACAAAAAUCGUGAUAAAUAAAAAAAAAAAUAUUACUAUUUUUUAUGGAACAUCUUUUUAUAUAAAUCUAAACCCCAAUACUUUAUUUAAACUAACCGGUGUAACGUGACCAGUUUACAAAUUGAAUAAUCCCAUGGGUUUACAAAACCAGUUUUUCGUUUAUAUUUUACUUGGUAUUCAUACAUAAAAUAUAUUGUUAAAACUCCCUUAUCGAGCACCGUAAGUCUUCUUUAUGUUCAUAUCAAAAUGUAUAUCGAAACUAAAUAAUUAUCGUAUCUCAUUUCGAAUUUGUGUUUACUUUUUAAUAAACUUUAAUAAUGACAUAGGUAUACAUUGCUGGUUUUUCAUUGCGGUAAACAUAAGCUCUCAUACAAAUUACGCAAUGUUUAAGCAUCCGUGAGAGUCCGGCGAUAGUUUGUAGCCGACAUAAUAAAAAUCCGUCCGAAAAAUGCCUUGUACUUUUAAUAUUAUAAUAGUAAGUAGACGUAAACUUGUGUGCCUCGAAUAUUAUGUAAGAAAUAAAAUGAAAAUGUUUUCAAUA
This is a messenger RNA of Plodia interpunctella (Indianmeal moth), 3481 nucleotides long. Its product is annotated as sodium/potassium-transporting ATPase subunit beta-2-like. Gene Ontology annotation, biological process: intracellular sodium ion homeostasis; sodium ion export across plasma membrane; intracellular potassium ion homeostasis. Gene Ontology annotation, cellular component: sodium:potassium-exchanging ATPase complex. Gene Ontology annotation, molecular function: ATPase activator activity. The transcript has 6 exons. NCBI's taxonomy places the organism in Eukaryota, Metazoa, Arthropoda, Insecta, Lepidoptera, Pyralidae. The record is from RefSeq and is a predicted model, not a curated record. Bases 102 to 1055 code for a protein of 317 amino acids.